Molecule: messenger RNA, 942 nt
Organism: Oncorhynchus keta (chum salmon)
Lineage: Eukaryota; Metazoa; Chordata; Actinopteri; Salmoniformes; Salmonidae
Exons: 4
Coding region: 1-942 (313 amino acids)
Source: RefSeq, a predicted model, not a curated record
AUGUGGAAGGAGAUCCUGGCUGAAAAGGAUCGGCUGCCGUGGAAGCAGGCCUCCGGCGACGGUCCCCAGUACAAGGCCUCCGGCGAUGGUCCCCAGUACAAAGCCUCCGGCGAGGGUCCCCAGUGGGCGAUGGUCCCCAGUCCCCCGGCGAGGUCCCCAAGGCCUCCGGCGACGGUCCCCAGUACAAGGCCUCCGGCGAUGGUCCCCAGUACAAAGCCUCCGGCGAGGGUCCCCAGUACAAGGCCUCCGGCGGGGUCCCCAGUACAAGGCCUCCGUCCCCAGUACAAGGCCUCCGGCGAGGGUCCCCAGUACAAGGCCUCCGGCGAGGGUCCCCAGUACAAGGCCUCCGGCGAGGGUCCCCAGUACAAGGCCUCCGGCGACGGUCCCCAGUACAAGGCCUCCGGCGAUGGUCCCCAGUACAAGGCCUCCGGCGAGGGUCCCCAGUACAAGGCCUCCGGCGAGGGUCCCCAGUACAAGGCCUCCGGCGAGGGUCCCCAGUACAAGGCCUCCGGCGAGGGUCCCCAGUACAAGUACAAGGCCUCCGGCGAGGGUCCCCAGUACAAGGCCUCCGGCGAUGGUCCCCAGUACAAGGCCUCCGGCGAUGGUCCCCAGUACAAGGCCUCCGGCGAUGGUCCCCAGUACAAGGCCUCCGGCGACGGUCCCCAGUCCGGAGCCUCCGGCGAUGGUCCCCAGUACAAGGCCUCCGGCGAGGGUCCCCAGUACAAGGCCUCCGGCGAUUGGCCUCCGGCGACGGUCCCCAGUCCGGAGCCUCCGGCGAUGUCCGGAGCCUCCGGCGAGGGUCCCCAGUACAAGGCCUCCGGCGAUGGUCCCCAGUCCGGGGCCUGCGGAGAGGGUCCCCACACCAGAGGCGCCACGAAAGUGGGGGGAGCCAGAGGUGGAGUGGAGUCUGCGUCCUGGCACCGGACCCUUCCACAAAGAUAG